UGAGUCGUUAUGUAUUAUUUAGAUACUUUUUAUAGCACACUUAGGCUUGUUGAUUGACACUCAGUUGACACACGACUCCUUAGUCGAAAAGUGUGCUUACAUUGUCUUUAAGCACACUUUUGCCGUUCCUUUAUCAGACUGCGAAUGAUAUGUCCAUAUGUAUAGAACGUCAUUGUUAUCGGGCAAUUUAUUGCGGCUGUUCAAACGCGCCAUUUUCUGUGACGUCGAAUCUUUAUAAAGAAUCUAUAUUGUACUACCAAACUUUUAUGUGUCGUCAGCGAAAAGAACAAUUUCACAUUCUGUCGAGGCUGCAAAUGGCAAAUUAUUAAUGUAGUAGCAGGUAUCAAUGCAGGCUUAUCUGUUAAUCUGUGGACUAUCGGUGACCAGGUCCAGCAUGACCAUCCGCCGUGCUGGCUGGCUCGACCGUCUGGUGGACUACCACCGGGAGACCUUUCUCAAAGACCUGCGGAGACUUCCGGUUGUUCAAAUAAAAGCGAAAAUCGCCAAAGCACCUCCAGGGUACGUGGACUCCACGGAGUGGGACUAUGAGUCCGUUGUGCAUCUCCUGGACCUGAUCCGAAAGGGCGAGGGUAUGGAGUCUGUGCGCACCUCCAUCAGAAGAGUCCUCCGCCCCAGCACACGGAGAAGGAUCACCGGACGACGCGGCGUCAUGAGGAAGCACGCGCGAGGCAGAUGGGACGAGAAACUUAAUUUGAGCUUCGAGGAGGAAGAGUAUGCAGUUGUGGAUCCAAUAACGGAGAAUGAAGUACUGAUAGUGAGCAACCCGGUGGAGGCUCGCCUUCCCAGCGCCAUGAUCAGCAUACAUUUGUUGAAAGAGAUCCUGGAGAACCGGUCCAAGGCGGCGCGGUAUAUGGCGACAACAAAACGUGUUUUCACUUGGAAAAUAAUGAACAAAACGCAGGCAUCAGUCUCUACCUCCGCUGGUACUACGUGUGACAGCACGGGCACAGAAGUGUACGUGAGCAGUACAGCGAAUGCGUCCGAAGGCGAGGCGACAUCUGGGGGCGGGGCGACAGGUGGGGGCGGGGCCACCGCUGCGGGUGCGGGCGGAACGGACGUGACCGGAGACAGCUCCACGGUGGCCGAGCCCACGUAGUGACGUACAGACAACACUUUAUACUUCUUUAAAUGUUAUAUGAUAUCCAAAUAUCAAGAAUAAUGAUAAAUACAUGAAAUUUUGUUAUUAAUCCACUUG
Molecule: messenger RNA, 1216 nt
Organism: Leptidea sinapis
Lineage: Eukaryota; Metazoa; Arthropoda; Insecta; Lepidoptera; Pieridae
Exons: 6
Coding region: 347-1117 (256 amino acids)
Source: RefSeq, a predicted model, not a curated record